AUGGAGUCUCGGGCUGAGAAGUAUCUAAAUUUCUUCAAGGCUGUUGUGGGAUUGCGGUCAUUUCCUGUGGCAAUUAUCUACCUGAUACUUAUACCAUCAUCUUUACUGUGGAAGAAGUACACCUCCCCUUUAGGACUACAUAAGGUUUUAGUGGCAUACAACUUCUUGUGCAGUGCUCUGAGCCUGUAUUCUUUCGCUGUUAUAGUCAAGGCAUACUAUCAGGGUGGUUUGUUAUAUGUUUUUGCUAUGGAACAUGACGCAGAUGUCAAACAUGCCUUUACCAUUUACUUAUUCACCAAACACUUGGAGCUGUUGGACACAGUGUUCAUGAUUCUUAGGCAUCGCCAAAGACAAAUCACCUUUUUACAUGUGUACCAUCAUGCAUCAAUCUUACUCCUGAGUGACUAUGCCUGCCAUUUCACCCCCUGGCCAGCAAUUGGGGUUAUGUUAGGGAUGAACUCCUUUGUACAUGUAUUUCUUUAUCUUUACUAUGGCCAAGCGGCACUGAACCCCACCCAGAGGCCGCAGUGGAAGAAGACAAUGACACAACUUCAAAUGGUUCAAUUUGUCGUUGGUAUUGUACACUCUUCUUUUGGCUAUGCUCAUCAUGGUUUCUGUGUUUAUAGUAUUUUCUAUGGCCUCAGCAUGCUGGGUUUGUUUGGUAAUUUUUAUUAUCAAGCUUUUAUACGAGUCAGACGUGAGAAAAAAUCUGAAUGAUUUAAUUUACAGCCCUGACUUUUUACAAUUCUCGUGAGUGAUUAAGACAGAAUUUCUCCUAAUAAUAUCACUAGAAUAUCAAGCCAACAAGUCAUGAGAAUAAAGAAAAAUAUCAAUUCAAUAUCAAAUCAAUUAGGGGAUUAUUACUUAAUUCAAUACCAAAUUCU
Molecule: messenger RNA, 884 nt
Organism: Pocillopora damicornis (cauliflower coral)
Lineage: Eukaryota; Metazoa; Cnidaria; Anthozoa; Scleractinia; Pocilloporidae
Product: very long chain fatty acid elongase 5
Biological process (GO): fatty acid elongation, polyunsaturated fatty acid; fatty acid elongation, monounsaturated fatty acid; very long-chain fatty acid biosynthetic process
Cellular component (GO): endoplasmic reticulum membrane
Molecular function (GO): fatty acid elongase activity
Source: RefSeq, a predicted model, not a curated record